Molecule: messenger RNA, 714 nt
Organism: Schistosoma mattheei
Lineage: Eukaryota; Metazoa; Platyhelminthes; Trematoda; Strigeidida; Schistosomatidae
Source: the annotation of a GenBank genome assembly
AUGUACAACGGCAGAGGUUCUCCGCAUAGAUAUCACUGGAACCCCUGCAGUCCUAGCCCAAAUAGGGAUCCUUUAUACAGGGGAAGGUUUAACAGUCACUCUAGAUCACCAAUCACUUCAACACCUCCAUUUGGCAGCGGGAGAUUUCCUCGAUGUCCACAAGACUCUUUAGUUUGUUGGAGUCCACCCGUAGGUUGUCCAUCUUAUUAUGUUGACAGUCCCCCCGCACGUUAUGGUUCGCCGAAUUUCAACCAACCAUCUUAUCACCGAACCUUUGAUUCUCCCGCGAACUCAUAUGCCUCACACUCACCAUUUAUGUCUAACUGCAAUCCAUCUAUGAAUAUCCACUCUGGUUCAAUUUCUAGUAGUUCUUUGAUAUCGACUCAAGAUGACUCGAGUUGGAAGUAUGGCACUUCUCAGCAUAAUUCUUCAGUAUUUGAUAUUAGUUCAAGAUCACCACGAAAUAGUAGCAGAAAAUUCAAUGAGAAUAACCGUCCAUUCAAGAAUUGGAUUGCAUCCAGUUUAUCAGACCCUUGGGAAGGAAUGAAACCAGUCCGUACACCACAUUCCGGUUAUUUAGUUGAUAAGCCGCCUGCACAAAGACAUACUGUUUUGUUUGCUCCUCAUGAACGUCGGAGAAGGUUAGAGGUAGAUGAUGAUGAGGCAGUGACGAUUAGUCCGACAAAGCAACUUCAAAGAGUUUGUUCUAAUUAG